UGAGAGGAAGAUGAAGACUGAUUUUGGGAAGCGUAGGGUAUGAAUGAUAUAUUAUGGGGAAUGUUGCGCAUGUGGCGUGGUUUGGAGGUGAUAACAGCAAGGAUAUGGGGGAGAGAGUGGUAAUUUUAGAUUUUUAUUUCUGAGAAAUGGUCAAUUGAAAACUCAUAAACUCACUUCACAAAAAUAGUAGGGUAGGAGCAGCUAUCCAAGCACACAAGGUCCACUGCUUGAAUUGCCUUUCUCACAGAAGGUCCAGUGUCCGAAUCCCCUCUCCUCUAAUAUCGCUUGUAUCUAUCUACAUUGAAAUAGCAGUGCAUGAUUGUCAUGGAUAUCGCCACAGCAGAAUACAUGUUGCAUGCAAUUUCUUCUCCUCUUCGCCGGUGGAGUCCUUUCUCCAUCCUGCUUGUUUCUCAAUCUGACUGCUCUGCCUCAGUAAAGGAUCGAAUGGUUCAGAAACAACAAGAAUGUUUGGAAUUGGAGAUGCAAAGAAUGCCAAGAAACCUAGCCCUGCUUUAGAGUUGAAGCCUGAAGGCUUCUCCUCUCCUGCAGACAGUUACAUUAAGGGUGGGCAAUGUGCAUAGUCUUGAGCAAAUGGUCUUCAACGCCCCCUGAAGCGACUAUGUUGGAGCUGGGGGAUGGAUUGGAGGUGAAGGUACCAAAAGAGUUGAAACUUGAGUUGUUUGGCUUUCAUCCCCAUAAGACCUGAAGCUUUAUGAAUAGUCAAUCACAUUUUUUACCAUUUCCAAUUACAACUGACUGAGCAAAAACCAGAAGUCAUAUUACCUUUCUGAUAAGGUAUUCUUAGGAUUUCUUCCCUCUUUCUACCCCACAGUGCAGAAGUCCCCAAAUCAUAAAAGCCUUUCUCGUUGGUAGAGUGGGCCCCCAGUUGGCUUGGGUUCAAGCUUUUGAUAUGGUCUUCCUCUCAGCUUUUCUUACUGUGGUGAAAUGAAGAUUCUGCAGGUCAUUUGACUCGUGACUAAGUCUCCUGCUUUUGAGGGGGACAGUUUGGUUGACAUUUUGGGUCAAGAGAGGAAACGAUGCAAGUACGAAGAAACUCUGCCAUUGAGUCAAUGAAGUCACCAUUGUUCUCCUUUUACUUCUAUGAUUACUAUAAUAAUCCAGUUUGCUACUCUUCAGAAAAAUAAUUCAGUAAGGCACAUUUUCUAUCUAAAAUACUGGUUUCUUUUCUUAUAUUCAAAGAACCAUGAAAGCUUGUUCUCUUAGGAAUGGGGGAGGAAACCACCAUUUCCCAUUCCCUCAUCAGCAAUCAGCAGUUUGAGAAAGUUCCUUCCUCUUUCCUCCCAUUGACCAUGGGGAACCAAACCAAGUAUUUUGCCAUUCGAAAUCCUGCUACGAUUCACCAUUUAUAAACAUGUUUCUUCUUCCUCAUGCCUUGAGUUGCAAACCUUUCAAGAUAUUCAAACAUGACCAAGUGUCCUCCUAACCCUGUUUUUCUUCUCUUCCUAUUCUUUAGGAUUUUCUUGGUCAUGGCACAAAACACAACCAUCCCAAUCAAUGUGGGUGUGGUUCUUGACUUAGAUACCCAGUUUGGGAAAAUAGAGUUGAGCUGCAUCAACAUGGCCCUCUCUGACUUCUAUGCCUCUCAUUCUAACUACACUACUAGACUGGUCCUGCACACAAGGGACUCCGCGAGAGAUGUUGUUGUGGCAGCUGAUGCAGCGCUAGACUUAAUAAAGAAUGUUGAAGUGCAAGCCAUCAUAGGGCUAGAAUCAUCAAUGCAAGCCAACUUUGUAAUUGAUCUUGGAGAUCAAGCUCAGGUGCCCAUAAUCUCAUUUUCAGCAACAAGCCCUUCUCUCCGGGGUUCAUAUUUUUUCCGAAUUGCACAGAAUGACUCAUCUCAAGUUAAAGCCAUUGGUGCCCUCAUCCAAGCGUUUGGUUGGAGAGAAGCAGUGCCCGUCAGCAUCGACAAUGAGUUCGGGGAGGGACUAACACCUUACCUGACUACUGCUUUGCAAGAAGUUGGUGCUGGUAUCCCUUAUUGGAGUCUCAUUCCUUCAAUGGCCACUGAUGACCAAAUUAUUGAAGAGCUUCACAGGUUGAUGUCAAUGCAAACCAGGGUAUUCAUAGUGCACAUGUCGCCUUCACUUGGCUCUCGGUUUUUUGCUAAGGCAAGAGACAUUGGCAUGAUGGAGGAAGGUAAUGUUUGGAUAACGACAAAUGGGAUGACUAACUCUUUUAGUUCCUCCAGUUCUUCUGUCGACAUAGAUAACAUGCAAGGGGUGUUAGGUAUAAAGACUAAUGUUCCAAACACAAAAGAACUUGAAAAUUUUAGAGCUAGAUGGCAAACAAAAUUCCAACAAGACAAUCCAACUAUCCUUAACGUUAAAUUGGAUGUUUUUGGACUAUGGGCUUAUGAUGCUGCUUGGGCAUUAGCCCUGGCGGUUGAGAAGGUGGGGGGUACAAACUUCAGCUUCCAAAAGAUGAACAGUUCUCAUAAUUACACUGUUUUGGGAAGCUUAGAGGUCUCUCAAGGCGGUCCUGAACUUGUCCGAGAGCUAUCAGGUACGAGAUUCAGAGGCCUUUCAGGAGAUUUCAGUCUUAUUAAUGGGCAACUACAAUCAUCAACUUUUCAGGUAGUUAAUGUGAACGAUAAUGGGGAAAGAGGAAUUGGAUAUUGGACACCCCAAAAUGGACUUGUGAGAAACAUAAAUUCGAACAGAAACACAAACAGAUACUCUACUUCUAAUGCCAGUCUUGGACCUGUUAUAUGGCCUGGAGACACCACCUUGGCUCCAAGGGGCUGGCAGAUUCGCACGAACGGGACCUUAAAAGUCCUCGUCCCAGUGAAGCAAGGAUUUGAAGAAUUAGUAAGUGUGGUACAUGAUCAUAGCACUAACACAGCGAAGGUUACUGGUGGAUACUGCAUAGAAGUCUUUGAUGCUGUAAUAAAAGCAUUACCAUUUCCUGUUCCUUAUGAGUUUUAUCCCUUUGCAAAUCCUAAUGGGCAGAGCGCUGGCAGUUACAAUGAUUUGAUCAAUCAAGUGUUUCUUGGGAACUACGAUGCUGCAGUUGGAGACAUAUCUAUUAGAGCAAACAGAUCCUUGUACGUUGACUUUACAUUGCCAUUCACAGAAUCUGGGAUAUCAAUGGUCGUCCCCGUCAAAGGCAAUGAUGGCGGUAAAAACACAUGGGUGUUCUUGAAGCCUUUGACGUGGGAUCUCUGGGUUACAAUCGGCUGUUUUUUUAUAUUCAUUGGUUUUGUGGUCUGGUUUCUUGAACACCGGAUAAACGAAGACUUUCGUGGGCCUCCACAUCACCAAAUUGGCACAAGCUUUUGGUUCGCCUUCUCAACCAUGGUUUUUGCACACCGGGAACCAGUAGUGAGCAACUUGGGUAGGUUUGUAGUGAUCAUAUGGUGCUUUGUUGUCCUCGUACUGACUCAAAGCUACACUGCCAGUUUAUCAUCAAUCUUAACAAUUCAACAGCUCCAACCAAUCGUUACUGAUGUGAACCUUCUCUUGAAGAAUGGGGACAACGUUGGUUACCAAAAAGGCUCUUUUAUUUAUGGGAUUUUGAGUAAGCUAGGGUUUAAGGACGAUAAACUUAGGACCUAUAAUUCCGUAGAAGAAUUAGAUAAACUUCUUCAGAACGGGAAUGAAAAUGGAGGUAUUUCUGCUGCUUUUGAUGAAACACCCUACAUGAAACUUUUUCUUGCAACCUAUUGCUUGAAAUAUACCCUGGUCGAGCCAACAUUUAAAGCCGAUGGAUUUGCCUUUUGUGACCUGCAGGUCUUCCAAAAAAGUUCACUUCUUACGCGUGAUGUUUCGACGGCAAUCACUCAAGUGCACGAGGGAGAUAAAAUGAAGGCCAUCGAGGACAAGUGGUUCAAGAAAACAGCAAGUUGUUCAAACCCCAACACCGCGAGCUCUUACAACACUCUUAGCCUUGAAAGCUUUUGGGGCCUCUUCAUUGUUGCUGGUGUUGCUUCAUCAUUAGCUCUCCUCAUCUUUGCAGCCAUGUUCCUCUAUGAGCAUAGCCACAUUUUGACAUGCGUUGAUUCAAAAGCCUCAUUUUGGACAAGAAUUCGUCAAGUACUAAGAGCAUAUGAUCAACAAGACAAGACUUGGCAUGCUUACAAGAAAACCAGAAAAGAAGAUGGUGUUCAUGGAAUUGCUGCGGUUGAAUCUUCACCAAACACCAACUGUCUCUGCCUCAGAAGGCCAUCAAGAUCAAGCAAACCAAAUCAAAUUGAACCAGAAAUUGUUCUUGAAGAGCAGCAGGGAACAACUUCUACUCAGCAUAGUGAUUUGAAUCCGAAUGCUAUAGAGUUAAACGGCUAUCACAUAAACCAUUAAAUUUUGCUUUGGUUUGUUUGGCCAGAUUCUCGUAAGGGUUUUUGUGAAGCUGAAUUUGUAUUACAAGUCUCCAUUGUGGUGGAGUGUACAUAUUGUAUAUGAGUUUCUAUUAGUUGAUAAUGUUGUGGACAAAAAUUGCAUCAUAGAGCCUCAGAAAGCUUCAAAGAA
Prunus persica (peach) is the source of this 4484-nucleotide messenger RNA. Its product is annotated as glutamate receptor 2.8. Gene Ontology annotation, molecular function: glutamate-gated receptor activity. The transcript has 7 exons. NCBI's taxonomy places the organism in Eukaryota, Viridiplantae, Streptophyta, Magnoliopsida, Rosales, Rosaceae. Gene Ontology annotation, cellular component: plasma membrane. The record is from RefSeq and is a predicted model, not a curated record. The coding region runs from base 1425 to 4316 and encodes 963 amino acids.